AUGAUUGAAUCCGACUAUCCACCCGCUCCUCUCGCUAACGAACCUUAUCACGAGACGCUUUUACGAGCGAUCAAGCAGCAUAUUGAAACAGGAAAGAACAAAAUCGCAUUUAUCAAUGGUGACAAACCAGGAGAGACGACCACAUUUAAGCAGGUCUACGACAACGCCUACUCUGUUGCAGCGUUUCUGUACUCGAAAGGUUUUGGAAAAGACGUCGCAUGCACAGUUACGCCGAAUCUAUGGCAGUAUUCUUCAUUCUUUCUCGGCGUUUCACUAAGAGGUGGAGCCAUCUCCGGAGCAUCCGCUCUGUUCACUGACUAUGAGCUGCAACGUCAAUUCGUUGACUCCGGUGCAAAAGUUGUUCUUACGUGUGAAGACUACUUAGAAAAGGUCCUUAAGGCUGUUAAACAGAGUCCAAAUGUUGAGGUGGUCAUCUACAUCCCGAAAGGAGACGACCACCCGCUACCAGAUGGUGUUAUCAGCUGGAACGAAGUUGUCAAGUCACAGUAUUCAAACAAUAUCCCAAAACCAAAUGUCGACUUGGAUAAGGACGUCAUUAUGCUGCCUUACUCAAGUGGAACUACCGGACCACCAAAAGGCGUAAUGUUGUCUCAUCGGAACUUCGGCACGAUGAUUAACAUCUACAAACAGCAUGAGGCGGCCCACAUUAUGCCGCUAAUCGCCGAUGACUGGGACUAUGAGAAGGAAAAUAUUAUGUUGUUCCUGCCAUUCUAUCACGGAUACGGAUUCAGUCUUAUGAAUCUUACUCUCCUUCAAGGGAGCGCCGGGAUUGUUUUCACUCACUUCGAUCCUCAUAAAUUCUGUCGAGCUAUCCAGGAUCACAAGGUCCGCUUCCUACCUAUUGUGCCGCCGAUCAUGGUAUUUCUGGCGAAACAUCCCGUGUGUGAUCAAUACGACCUAUCGUCUGUAAAACUAAUAGUUUGCGGAGCAGCACCGGCCGGGAAAGAUAUUUGUGAAGAACUCUCGAAAAAGUAUUCGAACAUCAAAUACAUACAACAAGUAAAGGUCUUCUAUCAUUUUAUGAAGCCACACGUUGUGGUUGGAUAUGGAUUGACAGAAUGCACAAUGGCCUCACAUCUUCCAGAUCUUAAAAACAACGUUCCUUUUGGAAGUGUAGGGAAAAUCUCACCAAAUCUAUGCUUGAAGAUUAUCGAUCCUUCCACGGAAAAAGAGGUGCCGCCGGGAAUGAGCGGGGAGAUUUGCAUUAAAGGACCUACCGUAAUGCUAGGAUAUUUGGGCAGACCAGAUGCCACGAACAGUACAAUUAAAAAUGGAUGGCUACACACCGGUGAUAUCGGCUAUGUGGAUGAGUACCGUAAUCUUUUCAUCGUGGAUCGCCUAAAGGAACUUAUCAAAGUGAAAGGACUUCAGGUUGCCCCAGCCGAGUUAGAAGAUCUACUCCUAUCUCAUCCCUUAAUUCGUGACGCUGCUGUCAUCGGAAUUCCUGACGAGAGGGCCGGCGAGUUGCCACGGGCAUUCAUCGUCAGGGCAUCAGACAGUCUUACGGAAGAAGACGUCAAAAAUUGGGUUAAAGAAAAAGUUUCCCCAUAUAAACAGCUUGCUGGAGGUGUUGAGUUUCUGCGAGAAAUCCCUAAAUCGGCAGCAGGAAAAAUUCUACGACGAGUAUUACGCGAACGAGUCACGUCGAAACUAUAA
Molecule: messenger RNA, 1677 nt
Organism: Necator americanus (New World hookworm)
Lineage: Eukaryota; Metazoa; Nematoda; Chromadorea; Rhabditida; Ancylostomatidae
Exons: 15
Coding region: 1-1677 (558 amino acids)
Molecular function (GO): CoA-ligase activity
Source: RefSeq, a predicted model, not a curated record